AUGAGCAAGCCCUGUUCGCAGCUAAACAGCAAAGUUAUAAGAGAUAAAGUGGAGUGUCACAUAGUAGCAGCAAUUGAGAAAACGUGUUCUGUUGUGGCAUUUAAGUGUGUUUGGAGAGUAAGCGAUGAAGAAAUUCAACAAGCCUGGAAUUGGAUCUGCGAAAAGCGAGAUGAAUGUGAUUUGGAAUUGUCGAAACUGAGCGAGGUUUGCUUUUUCUUUUCGGCAAUAAGCACCUCAAAGCUUGACAGCAAAAAGAAAAAAUCAACAACAUCAGAUGAAGGACGAGAAAUCGACGAGUCUAACGAAGAAUCUGCCAUAAACCCCUCUCAAAUUUCAACGCCUGGAAAGCAAGUUUUCCCAGCAAUUUCGUAUUGGGUGGCUUGCCAAACUCAAAAUGGUUCAGCCGUUAAUCCCAUGAAAAUUCAACGUGCUCAUUCUCACGACUUAAACCAACUCUGCCAAGUUUUAAAAGAUCACAAGAAUCCUUGCCUGAUGAAUUUUGUGGAGGCUUCUUAUCAGCAUUGUCUCAGGUUAGUAUACUCAAUGCAAAACUGUUAUAGUAAAGGCUAUAGUUGACCAAAGAAAUCAACACCUAGAAGUCCACCCUUAUUGUUGCCAUCUUCUCCUUGUCAAGCAAUAUCUCUAAUUAACUGUCUUGACUCAAAUAACUAACAAUAUCCAAGGGUGCAAGUGGCUAAUUAAGUGCGAUUUAGACCAUCUGGGAAUUUCAACACGAAAAAGAGCGUUAAUUCAAACUUUGAUGCACUACUCAAAAAUUUAUUCUGAGAUAGUAAACUUGUCUGUUUUUUAUUCUUUAUUGACAGCGCCCUUCAAGACGAAAUAGAUAUUAGUGAUGAAGAACAGUCUCAAGAAAUGUUGUCGACAGAAAAUGUGGUUCGUGUGCGAGUGCUUAGGGAAGAAUUCAAACCGAUGAUGACUACAUCUAUCCGAGAAUUGCGCCGCGCUGGUUUGAAAAUCGAUUGUUUUGGUCUCCAUGAAAACGAAAGCAGCACCCCGGGCGUAGAAAUACCGUGUACACCACAUAAGCCAUUGUCUUGCCCACUAACAGUUCUUUGUAACGACAUCCAUGCCGCAAUGAAAAAGCUUCAGUUUAGUGUCUACCGGGGAGAUGUGUACAAGAAAGUUGCAGAAUCACAGUUUACUUUCAAGUUCCUUUGCUCCAUGAAGUCAUUUCUGUUAAAUCUUAUGGGGAACGAGUGCUUCAAAGACAGGCUUGUCCAACAUUUUCAACGAGUUCUACCACUUCUGAGUGAGCCAGAAAGUUCCCUGAUUGGCCAACUUAACAUAGAUCGAAACUUGGUUGAAGUGCAGAAUGGCUGGUUUUGGUCUUUCUCUGAAGGAGCUUUUGUACAAGGAGUGAUCCCAGAAUCAGAGGUGAGA
Messenger RNA from Porites evermanni, 1401 nucleotides. Lineage: Eukaryota; Metazoa; Cnidaria; Anthozoa; Scleractinia; Poritidae. The record is from the annotation of a GenBank genome assembly.